Messenger RNA from Daphnia magna, 1570 nucleotides. Its product is annotated as protein C8orf37 homolog. Bases 273 to 1196 code for a protein of 307 amino acids. Gene Ontology annotation, cellular component: cytosol. The transcript has 5 exons. Lineage: Eukaryota; Metazoa; Arthropoda; Branchiopoda; Diplostraca; Daphniidae. The record is from RefSeq and is a predicted model, not a curated record.
CACGCUCAAUCGAGAUUUAAAAAAACAAAUUCUCGUCGCCAAGGCGAUGACAGUGUGAAAACAAACCGAUAUAAAUCUUGUUCUCUUAGUGAAGGGUAGAGCUUAGAUUUGAACAGUACUAAUCUCAGCUUUCUUCCAUGGGUGCAUAAUUCAACAGUUUAACGGUAAACGAGGUGGAAAAAGGACAAUUUUCAUGACAAUCGAAAUGGUGGACUAGAUUUCCAUCAUUGUGUGCAUUUGACAAAUCGACCGAUUGGAUAGAAUUAAAAGACAUGGCCGACGAUAUUGAGGAUUUGCUUCGUGAAGUGGAAGAGAAAUAUUUGCCAAGCCACUUGCAUUCGCAGCAAGAAAAGAAUUCUAAACGAUUCAUUCAGCAGACAACAAAUGCGAUUACACCAAAGGAGAGAGGAAGUUAUGGAGACAAAGGCGAUCAAUCGGCUACGGUAGCAGUCGGGGUAACCGGGGCAAACAGAACAACAACAAGGGCUCAUUCGUCUGACAUUGUAUGUCGUGAACUGGAAGAUGAGCUCUCGGAUUUGCUGGAUGAAGCCGGUGGAAUGUCGGACGCGGCCACGGUUGGAUUGCGAUGCAAGCGCAGUCCUCGACGAAGUGCCAGUGCCAGGGAACUGGUUGGCGGAAAAGCAAUCGCAACCAGUGGCGGUGGGCAACAUCCGAGUUCCACUUCCGCCGAAAAACGACACGACUUUGCUAGCAGUAACAGGAGCGGUGCCUCGGCUGCUGGAUUCUCAUCUUCACUGGGAAACAAAGCGGCGCUGACGGGAAUCCGCUCCGCUCCGCCGUUCGCUCAUCAUCACAGCAACGUUGAAACUCGUACAACACACGUGACCAUCGAUGCCGUCGUAGUCGAAAAACAAAAAUGUUUGCCGAUCUACGUGAGUGGCGUCAUCGAUAGCAUAGACACCAGUCACACCGUUAGAGUGUGUACCAGUCUACGAUGCACGGGCUGCGAUUUUCGCGUCAGCCAAUUUGCACACUACCGUUGGAGACCGGGCACAGAUUACCUUUUCCUGCGCAAUCACAUGCCGGAAUUCGAUCGCGUUCGUGUGAAAUUAUCGACAGCCAAGUUUUGUCGCGCCUACGCUUGCCAAUGCAAAUUUGUCACCGUCAAAGAUCUCGUCGAUCUCAACAAACUUGGCCAUGAGUUUGCUUCAACUUGGAUCUGCCUUGGACAUUAACUGCCUGCUCCCAUUUUGUCUAUCCUUUUGUGUCUAUUCUAUUUGAGAGUUCGUCUCCUUAGACGAGAUGGCCUAGAAUUAUCGACGGCAAAUGAUGUAAUAAUGCCUUUCGAGAAACACACUAUAGCUGAAAAGCCUGAAACGUUGAACGUGUUUAGCUGCGGUUUGAGAGCAUUGCUGGGUAAUGGCAUCGUAGCAAUCGUGUAGAUUUCCACUCGCUGUCAAAUGGACUACAAAUCAAGUUGAAGUCUGCCCAAAGCACGAUGUGAAUGUUGAAAUUCACAGCACAGAAGACACGCGGGUAACAUCACUCGCUGAUCAUCGUUUAUAAUGCAACGCAGACAAAAUCAAUACACAUACAUAUCCAGACUUGA